Molecule: messenger RNA, 1694 nt
Organism: Gossypium raimondii (Peruvian cotton)
Lineage: Eukaryota; Viridiplantae; Streptophyta; Magnoliopsida; Malvales; Malvaceae
Product: histone acetyltransferase of the MYST family 1
Exons: 9
Coding region: 97-1416 (439 amino acids)
Biological process (GO): regulation of DNA-templated transcription
Molecular function (GO): histone acetyltransferase activity
Source: RefSeq, a predicted model, not a curated record
GAUGGGCUGAAGCCCCAAAAAUAUUUUCUUCUACCCCCUCUUUUGUAUUGUCGAGCCCACUCGAAGUCUGAAACCCUCUCAGACCGACACCACCCCAUGGGUUCCAUAGACACGCCGACGAUUACGGAGAAUGGUUCAACACAAUCCCACGCCGCCGCUGCUCCGGCCGACGACAACCAGAGGCCGUUGGCCUCCUCAAACGGAGCGCCGGAGUCUGAGGCAACGAAAAAGAGGAGGUCUGGUAUACUCCCCCUAGAGGUGGGUACUCGCGUCAUGUGCCGCUGGAGAGACGGCAAGUAUCAUCCUGUCAAAGUCAUCGAACGCCGUAAGCUGCAGUCCACUGAGCCCAGUGAUUAUGAAUAUUACGUUCAUUACACCGAGUUUAAUAGGAGGCUUGAUGAAUGGGUGAAGCUUGAACAACUUGAUCUUGAUUCUGUCGAAACGGUUGUUGAUGAAAAGGUCGAAGAUAAGGUAGCAAGCUUAAAAAUGACACGCCACCAGAAACGUAAGAUUGAUGAGACACACGUUGAGGUUGGUCAUGAGGAGCUGGAUGCUGCCAGCUUGCGUGAACAUGAAGAAUUCACAAAGGUGAAAAAUAUUGCGACUAUAGAACUUGGAAGAUAUGAAAUUGAGACUUGGUACUUCUCACCCUUUCCACCAGAAUAUAAUGAUUCGUUGAAGUUGUACUUUUGUGAGUUUUGCCUCAACUUCAUGAAAAGGAAAGAGCAACUUCAAAGGCAUAUGAGGAAGUGUGAUUUGAAGCAUCCCCCUGGGGACGAAAUAUAUCGAAGUGGUACCCUGUCAAUGUUUGAGGUUGAUGGCAAAAAGAACAAAGUUUAUGGGCAGAAUCUUUGUUAUUUGGCGAAGUUGUUCCUUGACCACAAGACCCUUUAUUACGAUGUUGACCUGUUUCUAUUCUAUGUUUUGUGUGAAUGUGAUGAUCGAGGUUGCCACAUGGUUGGAUACUUUUCCAAGGAAAAGCAUUCAGAGGAAUCCUAUAAUUUGGCAUGUAUCCUCACCCUUCCUCCAUAUCAAAGGAAAGGCUAUGGGAAGUUUUUAAUUGCCUUUUCAUAUGAACUCUCGAAGAAAGAAGGUAAAGUUGGCACACCUGAAAGACCACUUUCCGACCUAGGGCUGUUGAGCUACAGAGGGUACUGGACAAGGGUUCUUUUAGACAUCCUGAAAAAGCAUAAAGGAAAUAUUUCCAUCAAGGAGCUCAGUGACAUGACAGCUAUAAAGGCGGAGGAUAUAUUGACCACUCUGCAGAGUCUAGAGCUGAUUCAAUACAGGAAGGGGCAGCAUGUUAUAUGUGCGGAUCCCAAGGUGUUGGAUCGUCAUCUAAAAGCCGCUGGGCGUGGUGGGCUUGAGGUUGAUGUUAGCAAGUUAAUCUGGACACCCUAUAAAGAACAGAGUUAAUGCUGCAUAGCUUCUUGUAUAAGGAGGAGGUUUAACACUAACCAGUUUGUUUAGUUAGUAGCAGUUUUACUAGGAAAUUGUAACUUGUGUUUGUAUAAAAAAUAGGAGAGAAUAAGAAACUUAAAAAGAUUGAAUUAGAUCCUCCUAUCAUCAUUUCACAAGCUAACCUGUAAAUUCCCUUAUUUAACCAUGAGAUACAACGUAAUGACACUCUUGUGCGACAUCAUACGCUUAUUUGGGUUUUAUAGAGAGGAUAUGUAUCAUGUUUCCUUGUUCAA